This is a messenger RNA of Dalotia coriaria, 1421 nucleotides long. RefSeq names its product mucin-2. The record is from RefSeq and is a predicted model, not a curated record. The annotation marks the transcript as partial. Lineage: Eukaryota; Metazoa; Arthropoda; Insecta; Coleoptera; Staphylinidae. The transcript has 2 exons.
ACAUUUAAACCUAAGUAUCAAACUCGUCCAACUAAAGUAGAGAAACCUGAUUUGGACCUACCGCAAUCAGAUGAACCAUUGAAACCUAAUACAGAGACCAAGGUUACUGUAUCGGACAUACGAAAAUUCCUCCCUGCAGGUUACAGGCCUAAAUCUUUAGAUGAAGAUUUACCUAAAACUAUUGGAGAUAUUUUGGAGAAAGGUAAGACUACAGAAGCACCAAAACUGGAAAUUGCUGGGUUGAAAAUAAUUGCAGCGGAUAUUGGGUCUUUGUUACCUCCAGGAUAUAAACCUCCAAAACUACUACUACUACCACAACUACUACUUCCACAAUGGCUACAUUUACAGAGCCUAUGAAAGCAGAAACGAAUAAUAAAACUAGCGAUGAUAAACCAGAACCACCAGUGGUUAACAAUGUUGUUACAUCUACGAUGGCACCAACAACAUCAGGACAGAAGACAACCAAAGAUCUUUUCAAGGGUAUCACCCAAGAUGAUUUAGCGGCAUUUUUACCACCUGGGUACAAAAAACCUACUACUACAACCUCUACACCAUCUCCUGUGACUACAACCACCACCAAAAAGUCACCGUUGGCAGGUAUUACUCUUGAUGAUAUCUCAGCAUUCCUUCCACCCGGUUUUAAACUGACAACAGAAGCAAGUGUAACUACUACCAAAGCUCCUCUACUAAAGGGUGUAACGUUUGAAGAUGUUUCAUCGUUACUACCACCUGGAUUUAGAGGAACCACAGAAAAGCCAAAACCUGACUCCGUCCUAGCAGGAAUUACGAUGGAUGAUAUAGCGGCAUUUUUACCACCUGGCUACAAAGGACGCUUCAGUCCAAAAUCAACCACGCCACAACCUAAAGUAGACACGACUGUUGCAACUACUCCAUCCACUACAACAACCACUUCGAGUGGAUCAAAGAUUGUUUUCCCAGGUCGUGCAGCAGGUCUGCCUAAAGGUACCCAUAGAAAAUCUUUUGGUGGUCGACUAACUACUCCCAGAAGUAUACCUGGCGAAGGUGCUCAACCUGCUCACAAUGCCGGUGGUAAUUCAGGUAGUGAUACUCGUGUCCCUACUCCAACAAUUCACAAAGGCUGGCCAACAAGAGCAACUACUGAAUUUACCGGUUGGCCUACACCAUCAACCACUCCGAUUUCAAUCGAGAAACUUCUUGAAGCUGCUAAGAAUAUUACCUUCCAGCUGGUUAGCACCACAAGCUCAACAACCACUACUACAACCACAACAACGACAACUACCACCACGACUACGCAGAAACCAACAACACCCGGAUAUUGUGUUAAGGAGUGUGAUCUGGCGGGUACAAUUAAACUGGUAGGCGGGGCCAAAUGGGUGCCGGAAUUGCUGGAUAGGAAUACAAGGGAAUGGCAAAUUCUCGCUAAUGAAGUGCAGUCUCAG